This is a messenger RNA of Gymnodraco acuticeps, 712 nucleotides long. Its product is annotated as lactose-binding lectin l-2-like. The record is from RefSeq and is a predicted model, not a curated record. Lineage: Eukaryota; Metazoa; Chordata; Actinopteri; Perciformes; Bathydraconidae. Gene Ontology annotation, molecular function: signaling receptor activity. The transcript is spliced from 2 exons. The coding region runs from base 188 to 712 and encodes 174 amino acids.
UUUUCGGACCACUUAUUUAUUUAGGUGACGAUCCGACCUCCAUGCUGCUACUCUGGUUCAAACUGCAUCCACCAAACAAUGUGAUUUCUCCACCUCCCCAAAAGAACCAACAUCUGACUCAGUGUGAGAUGUCUUUUUUAGCUGUUCUGUCCUCAUUUCCUGCAAUCUUCUUCAUGCAGUCAUCAGAAUGAAUCUCCAUCCUCUCCAUCAGUUCAGAGCAACUUUAACAGACGGUGACAUCAUCAUCAUGCUGGCUUUCCUCUGCCUGCUGGGCCUGGCUCUGGUUGCUGUGUCUUCUUCAGAUGACCCUCCAAUGGAGCUACAGCAAGACGCCUGUCCCUCCUUCUGGUUCUCCUUCAACGGCCGCUGCUACAAGUACUUCAACACAGAGACGACCUGGGCUGAUGCAGAGCUCCACUGUGUGUCCCAGGGAGGCAACCUGGUGUCUCUCCACAGCACAGAGGAAGAGGACUUUGUCCAAUUCCUGGUCGAAAGCUCUGACCCUGCUGAGGGAGCAACAUGGAUCGGACUCCAUGACAUGGCCAAAGAAAGAAGAUGGAUGUGGUCUGAUGGGUAUGAUUGGUAUAGAGGAGAACCCAACAACAGACGAGGUGAAGACUGUGUUCACAACAACUGGAGGGGGAAGUGGAACGAUGCGCCUUGUUCAGAUACUCUCCCCUCAGUUUGUGCAUCUCGCACAACUUGUCCUUAA